This is a messenger RNA of Ficedula albicollis (Collared flycatcher), 1281 nucleotides long. Its product is annotated as microtubule-associated protein 6-like. The record is from RefSeq and is a predicted model, not a curated record. The coding region runs from base 1 to 1281 and encodes 426 amino acids. The transcript is spliced from 4 exons. NCBI's taxonomy places the organism in Eukaryota, Metazoa, Chordata, Aves, Passeriformes, Muscicapidae.
AUGAAAUCAGCAGGCAAAGAGAAAGAGCCCAUGGCCUUCUCUGCAUUGCCACCCCAGAUGUUAGAGGAACUGCAGGAAGAUGACCUACAGUGGGGAGCAGCGGCAGCUCCGCGGCAUUCCCGGGACCGGCGCCUCCCUCUCCGGGACCGAUGGAAACCGGCAGAGGCUGCCCUCGCGCGGCGGGACCGGGCCGGGAGAGAGCCGAGCAUCCCCGCUCCGCUCCGGGACCGGGCCGGGAGAGAGCCGAGCAUCCCCGCUCCGCUCCGGGACCGGGCCGGGAGAGAGCCGAGCAUCCCCGCUCCGCUCCGGGACCGGGCCGGGAGAGAGCCGAGCAUCCCCGCUCCGCUCCGGGACCGGGCCGGGAGAGAGCCGAGCAUCCCCGCUCCGCUCCGGGACCGGGCCGGGAGAGAGCCGAGCAUCCCCGCUCCGCUCCGGGACCGGGCCGGGAGAGAGCCGAGCAUCCCCGCUCCGCUCCGGGACCGGGCCGGGAGAGAGCCGAGCAUCCCCGCUCCGCUCCGGGACCGGGCCGGGAGAGAGCCGAGCAUCCCCGCUCCGCUCCGGGACCGGGCCGGGAGAGAGCCGAGCAUCCCCGCUCCGCUCCGGGACCGGGCCGGGAGAGAGCCGAGCAUCCCCGCUCCGCUCCGGGACCGGGCCGGGAGAGAGCCGAGCAUCCCCGCUCCGCUCCGGGACCGGGCCGGGAGAGAGCCGAGCAUCCCCGCUCCGCUCCGGGACCGGGCCGGGAGAGAGCCGAGCAUCCCCGCUCCGCUCCGGGACCGGGCCGGGAGAGAGCCGAGCAUCCCCGCUCCGCUCCGGGACCGGGCCGGGAGAGAGCCGAGCAUCCCCGCUCCGCUCCGGGACCGGGCCGGGAGAGAGCCGAGCAUCCCCGCUCCGCUCCGGGACCGGGCCGGGAGAGAGCCGAGCAUCCCCGCUCCGCUCCGGGACCGGGCCGGGAGAGAGCCGAGCAUCCCCGCUCCGCUCCGGGACCGGGCCGGGAGAGAGCCGAGCAUCCCCGCUCCGCUCCGGGACCGGGCCGGGAGAGAGCCGAGCAUCCCCGCUCCGCUCCGGGACCGGGCCGGGAGAGAGCCGAGCAUCCCCGCUCCGCUCCGGGACCGGGCCGGGAGAGAGCCGAGCAUCCCCGCUCCGCUCCGGGACCGGGCCGGGAGAGAGCCGAGCAUCCCCGCUCCUCACACAGGGAUGCUGGAAUUUCUUGUGGGACCAUCUGCUGCUAAUUCUUCAAACCUCCUACACAUAAGGGCCCAGAAGGGCGAAGUCUUAAUAUGA